Messenger RNA from Colletotrichum costaricense, 3204 nucleotides. RefSeq names its product vacuolar sorting protein 39 domain 1. Gene Ontology annotation, biological process: endosomal vesicle fusion; vesicle-mediated transport; autophagy. Gene Ontology annotation, cellular component: fungal-type vacuole membrane; cytoplasm. The transcript is spliced from 4 exons. The record is from RefSeq and is a predicted model, not a curated record. NCBI's taxonomy places the organism in Eukaryota, Fungi, Ascomycota, Sordariomycetes, Glomerellales, Glomerellaceae. Bases 1 to 3204 code for a protein of 1067 amino acids.
AUGCUUUCGGCAUUCACAGCUCGGCCGAUCAUAGAGCUUAAGCAACGGGAUAAGUCCAAGAUUGAGACAAUCCUCGCGCAUGGCGAUCGUGUUUUCGUAGGCCUCAACAGCGGAGCUCUUCGCAUCUACCGUCUCAACGAGCUACCGCCUCCGUCGCCGACCCAGGCCAAUGGCUCCUCUCAACCUACCACGGCGGGUUCGCAAGACGCAACCGAGACCAACACGACGACAGAACAGCCGAAGAAACCUACAGACCUAUUGCGCGAGGUAGAAAAGUUCUCGAACAGGGCGAUUGAGCAGCUCGCCGUAAUCAAAGAAGCCAACACUCUUGUCUCGUUGUCGAACUACUACGUAUCCCUCCACGACCUCGGAACCUAUGAGCCUCUAGAGACUCUAUCGCGAACGAAGAACGCCACCUGCUUUGCCGUCACAUCAAACAUCGUGAAAGAUGCAGCAACCGGAAUACCAGAGAUUAUAAGUCGCCUGGCGGUGGCUGUCCGUCGUCGAUUGCUACUAUGGAGCUGGCAUGAAAGCGAGCUGAGCGCCGACGUUGGGGAAGUUACAUUACCGGAAUCGAUACGAACCGUCACAUGGGCCAGCGCGACAAAGAUCGUAUGCGGAAUGAACGCGGGAUACGUUUUGGUCGACGUAGUCACCCAUGAGGUCGAGGAUAUCAACAGCCCAGGCUCUGCGGCAUCAGGCGGGCAGGCUAGUCGUUUCGGAGCGGUGAGCAGCGCUGGAAUGGGCUAUAUGGGCCUCGGAGGAUACAUGCCCAAGCCGCUCGCCGCGAAGCUUGCCGAAGGCGAGCUGCUGUUGGCCAAAGACAUCAACUCCAUGUUCAUUACGGACGAAGGAAAGCCGGUUGAAAAACGACAGAUUCCUUGGCAAGCUGCUCCUGAGCAGAUCGGUUACUCAUACCCAUACAUCCUGGCUUUGCAAGCUCCGUCAAAAGGCUCGCUUGAAGUCAGGAAUCCAGAGACGUUGCACCUGUUGCAGACCAUACCCCUUCCAGGGGCGGCGCAACUUCACUUUCCGCCACCUAAUGUCAGUCUCGCUCACGCGGGUAAGGGGUUCCACAUCUCCAGCGACCGAUGUGUUUGGAAAAUGGGGGCUACCGACUACGAUUCACAAAUCGACGAGCUGGUCGAAAAGGGCAAAUACGACGAGGCCGUCAGCAUCCUUAACAUGCUUGAGGACGCCCUCCUCCGAAACAAGAAGGAGACUCUCCGAGAGGUCAAAAUGCUCAAGGCUGAGAUGCUUUUCAAGCAAAAGAAGUUUUACGACUCCAUGGAUCUUUUCAAUGAGGACGAUGUUCACGCACCACCUGAGCGAGUUCUCAAGCUUUUCCCACCAUCCAUCGCCGGAGAGAUGUCUGCUUGGGCGCACGGAGCGCAACCGGAUGAAUCUGGUAGCGAUGAGAAAGAGAGUGAGGAGGAACCGCAGCAGAAAACAAAUGGAGACAAGCCCAAGGAAGAUGCAGCGGAAACACCCGUAUCCCCGGCAAAAGGAGGCGUUGGCUUUGCCAAGUUAUUCAUGGGUGCCCGCAAGACGGUGCAGCCAGAUGCUGCCUCGAUCAUAUCCAAGAAAGACACAAUAGAUGUCGAAGAGACUGGGAGCAUCAGAAGCAAAGCCACCGAGAACCUGCCGCUUGAGGGCGAGGAGCUCUUAGCUGCCGUUACAUCUUUAGCUGGUUAUCUUGUCGGGACAAGAACGCGUCUACAAAGGGUCAUCGACCCGAGCACCGGCAAGCUGAAACGGACAGAUACCAAUGGCUCCAACAAAGAGACCAUGAAGAGCUUCAUGUCUGGCUCGCAUGACGACGAAUCGGGGAGCCAGCUAGAGGGAGAGAUCCGGAGGACGUCGCGAAUUGUAGACACCGCUUUGUUCCGGACUUACAUGAUGACCAGGCCUGCUCUAGCUGGGCCCCUUUUCCGCCUCCCGAACUUUUGCGAUCCAGACGUGGUCAACGAAGCACUGCUUUCACACAGCCGAUACAACGAGUUGGUUGAUUUCUUCAGCGGCAAGAAGCUUCACUCUCAGGCACUUGAGCUUCUUAAGCGCUUUGGAACUGCCGAGACACCUGAUGAGGCUGCCCCGGGCUUGCAUGGGCCUCAAAGGACAGUCAUCUAUCUUCAGACACUGCCGCCGUCUGAGAUCGAUCUCAUCUUGCAAUACUCGGAAUGGACUCUGAGAGCGGAUCCCAAAUUGGCCAUGGAAGUGUUUAUCGCAGACUCUGAAAAUGCCGAGACAUUACCUCGUGGCCGGAUCGCUCGCUUCCUGGGCGGGAUCGAUCCAGGAUUGGAGGUGCAGUACCUGGAGCACAUCAUCUCCGAGCUUGACGAGUCAACUCCAGAUUUCCACAACCGUCUUGUCGAGCUCUUUAUCAAGCAUUUGAAGGAGAAGAAACGCGACGAUGAAUGGGACGCAGAGAUGGAUCGUUUCGUGCAGUUCCUCAAGACAAGCAGCCAGUACAGCCUUAGCAAGGCGUUCAGCCUCAUCCCUCGCGACGAUCCUGCUUUCUACGAAGCUCAAGCCAUAGUGCUGAGCAACAUGGGCUCGCACAAGCAGGCACUGGAAAUCUACGUCUUUAAGAUGAAAAAUUACGCCAAAGCCGAAGAGUAUUGUAAUAUCGUACAUAAGUCCAGAGACUCUAGGCCUUCGUCACCAGACCAGUCACGACGCCCGUCAUCGGCGGAUGAUCCUGAGGAUUCGGCUCCAUCCAUUUACCACACCCUUCUUUCGCUGUAUUUGACCCCACCGUCACCCCACAAACCAGCACAUGACCCGGCUCUCGAGCUAUUGUCGAGGCACGGAUCGCGUCUACCGGCAGCAUCAACUCUCUCCCUGAUUCCCGACGACCUUCCUGUUCGCGAUCUCGAGUCAUACUUCCGUGGCAGAAUUCGGUCUGCUAACAGCGUCGUGAACGAGUCGCGCAUCGUAGCUCGGCUGAGAGACACGGAACUGGUAUCGACGCAGGCGCUCCUGCUCCUUGGCGACGGCAUACCCGGCGGACAGGGCGGGCGCAACAGAAGGGUGACGAUUACUGAAGAGCGGCUAUGUGGCGCUUGCCACAAGAGACUGGGGCGAAGCGUGGUGUCGGUUCUUCCAGACAACAACGUGGUCCAUUAUGCGUGUUUUAACAAGGCAACGUCGCAGCGACCGCAAAGCUCUCGGGCAGGAAACUGGGCUCGAAGGUUUUCGUGA